This is a messenger RNA of Adineta steineri, 399 nucleotides long. NCBI's taxonomy places the organism in Eukaryota, Metazoa, Rotifera, Eurotatoria, Adinetida, Adinetidae. The record is from the annotation of a GenBank genome assembly.
AUGUUGAUUGGACCAGCACUAUUGGGUGCUGGUUUGGGAUUGAUAUCGCUAAAAAAUCCGGCAAUAUAUAUACCAUUAAUUUGUGUUGGAGGUGUACUAUUAAUACUUGGUUUUUGUAUUGGCAUUUGUGUAUCAUUUUCGUUAGGCGUAUUACGCCUGAAACGUCUACGCAACGCAGUUGAUGCUGAAUCACUGAAAUACUCGACAAAACUACCAAUACCUACAAAGUGGCAUCUGAAUUCUUAUACUACACAAAGGUACAUUGGACGACGCAGUCCAACCACUAUCACUCAUUACUAUAUAGUAAUUGACAUUGGAAAUAAAGUUAAUUCAGCCGUUGGAAGUAAUCGAUCAAAGCCAGAUGGAAACUUAAAUGAACCAUCUUCAUACAUCGUUUGA